This is a messenger RNA of Trichoderma citrinoviride, 1020 nucleotides long. RefSeq names its product NAD(P)-binding protein. The transcript has a single exon. Gene Ontology annotation, molecular function: oxidoreductase activity, acting on the CH-OH group of donors, NAD or NADP as acceptor. NCBI's taxonomy places the organism in Eukaryota, Fungi, Ascomycota, Sordariomycetes, Hypocreales, Hypocreaceae. Bases 1 to 1020 code for a protein of 339 amino acids. The record is from RefSeq and is a predicted model, not a curated record.
AUGUCCACCAUUCUGGUCACCGGUGGCUCUGGCUUUGUGGCCUCCCACUUGAUCCUGAAACUCUUGAACGAUGGACACACCAUCCGAGCUACCCUCCGAAGCCUUUCAAAAGAGCAAUACGUCAGGUCGGCCCUUCAAAAAGCUGGGGCAGUCAACUUGGAUCGCCUAUCGUUCCACGCAACCGACCUUACUGAGGAUAGAGGCUGGGCAGAAGCCAUCCAAGGCUGUUCAUUUGUUCAUCAUGUUGCAUCACCCUUGCCGGCACAAGAAGUAAAGGAUGAGAAUGACUUGAUCGUACCGGCAAGAGAGGGGACUUUGCGUGUUCUCAAGGCGGCACGAGAUGCUCAUGUCAAGCGGGUGAUAUUCACCUCCUCAUUUGCUGCGAUUGGAUUUGGAUACAAGGAUCGACAAGAACCGUUUACUGAAGCCGAUUGGUCCCUCUUGGAUGGCCUGCCGGCAUACCACAAGAGCAAGGCUCUGGCAGAAAAGGCUGCCUGGGAGUUUAUCGAGGCUGAAGGAGGGGAUUUAGAGCUCAGCGUGAUCAACCCAGUCGGCAUAUUUGGUCCAAUUUUGGGCAACGACAUGUCCGCCUCAAUCGACCUUAUCAAGAAGCUCAUGGACGGAAGUAUCUCAAGAUGCCCUAAGACGUACUUCAACGUUGUGGACGUACGCGACUUGGCAGAUCUCCAUAUCCAGGCUAUGCUGGACCCUGCGGCAAAGAAUGAGAGAUUCAUUGCGAGCUGCGACGGCAAGCCUUUGGCACUUAUCGAUGUUGCUCGGAUCAUCUCGCAAGGCCGAGCUGAAAGGGCGAAGAAAGUUCCAACCGCUGAGUUGCCUUCGUGGGUUGUUAGGCUGGCAGCAAUAUUUAGCCCGGCGGCUCGACAGAUGGUGCCUGUUCUUGAUGUCAUCAGACCUCUCAACAAUGAGAAGGCGAAGAAGGUACUUGGAUGGACGCCGAGGUCUGUUCGAGAUACUAUUAUUGAUACUGUUGAUAGCUUGGUUGAUCAUGGUAUGGUCUGA